CGUGACCCCAACGGGGAACCACAACCAAGCCCGCACCGAACAGUGACUAACCAAAGGAUUCGACCGCCUGAUCCUCACUGACCACUAAAACGGAACCCCAUUCCCGCCGUAGACUUGCCGUUACACAGAUAUAUCUUCUCCCCUCGGUCUCGAGAGACUUUAAUUCGUUGGCUUUCUCUCCCCGUCCAGUCGUUAUGUGCGUCACGACGCCGGUACCGGUCCACACCUCCGGUUCGAGCGCACGCCGCCAUGGACGUGUCGUUACGGAACAAAUCACUGUCGGUCGACACCUUGGCUCCCAAUCACGUUUGUAUCGACGGGAAGGUCUUCGAUUUGGACUCGUUCGAUCAUCCCGGGGGGGAUUCCAUUCACGUCUUUGGAGGCAACGACGUGACGGUCCUGUACAAGAUGAUUCAUCCGCAUCACGGACCCAAUCAAUACGCGCAAAAGAUGAAACUAGUCGGUGUGAUUGACAAAUACCGGUGCGAGUAUUCGUUCGAUUCCGAUUUUGGCAAAGAGAUGAAACGCGAAGUCUUCCAGAUUGUCCGUCGCGGACAAGAGUUCGGCACCGUGGGUUACUUCUUCCGAGCCUUCCUCUACAUUGCCUUUUUCGUUGCCGUGGUGUACCGAUGGACCUUUCAGACGGGUCCCUCCUACGCGUUGGCUGUUGUUUUUGGCCUGGCAAAGGCUUUGAUCGGACUCAACGUCCAACACGACGCCAAUCACGGCGCUGCCGCCCCGCCGGGACGCAAGAACGUAUGGAUCAACGACCUCCUCGGGUGGGGAGCCGAUCUCAUUGGUGGCUGUAAAUACCUCUGGAUUCAAAAACACUGGACGCACCACGCCUACACCAAUCACGCGGAGAAGGAUCCCGACGCCUUUGCCGCCGAACCGUUUUUGAUCUUCCGAGAGUAUCCCGCAUCGCAUCCUGCCCGGCAGUGGUACCACAAGUAUCAAACGCUUCUCUUUCUACCAAUCAUUGCCGGUUACUGGCUCUCAUCGGUACUUAGUCUGGAAGUAGCCAAACUGCAGGACGCGGGCGCCAUGAGCGCCACGAUGAAAUUCGAAAACAAUUUCGUGGCCCGACAACGCAAGUUUACGGUCUUUUGGCGCAUUGUGCAUUUGGUUAUUAUUUUGGGACCGCCCUUGCGGCAACACGGUCUCACCGCCACCGCACUCGGACAAGCAUUGACGGUAGGGGCGGCGGGGAGUCUUUUCUUGGGAUGUCUCUUUUCCUUGUCGCACAACUUUGUCAACGCCGAACGGGACCCCACCGCCAUCCUGGCGCCACCACCAACGUCAACCGACGGGAGUGACAACGAGAACACCACCGCACCCGUCUGCUGGUACAAAGCCCAGGUGGAAACCUCCUGCACCUACGGUGGCUUUGUCUCGGGUGCGCUCACGGGCGGUCUCAAUUUUCAAGUCGAACACCACUUGUUCCCGCGAAUGAGUUCGGCCUGGUAUCCCUUUAUUGCCCCCACAGUGCGCCGUGUCUGUGCGAAACACAACGUUACUUAUACCUACUACCCCUGGCUCUGGCAAAACAUGGCGUCCAUGAUGCGGUAUUUGCACGUGACUGGUGGAAAUACGGACGCAAUUACCAAAUUGGAGUAA
Messenger RNA from Phaeodactylum tricornutum CCAP 1055/1, 1617 nucleotides. It is a transcript of the gene PTD5b, whose product is annotated as delta 5 fatty acid desaturase. Gene Ontology annotation, biological process: lipid metabolic process. The record is from RefSeq and is a predicted model, not a curated record. Lineage: Eukaryota; Bacillariophyta; Bacillariophyceae; Surirellales; Neidiaceae. The transcript has 2 exons. Gene Ontology annotation, molecular function: oxidoreductase activity, acting on paired donors, with oxidation of a pair of donors resulting in the reduction of molecular oxygen to two molecules of water. The coding region runs from base 250 to 1617 and encodes 455 amino acids. Gene Ontology annotation, cellular component: membrane.